GGUUGUCACUUUCGUAGGCAAAGGAGUUGGCGCAGGCGCGGCACUGACAGCUGCUCUCUACUUGCUCCGCAGAGUGUGUUUAAUAAUGGCCUGGAAAUCUGGAGGAGCCAGCCACGCAGAGCUUGUAAACAACCUCCGCAAGAAUGGGAUCAUCAAGUCAGACAAGGUGUAUGAGGUCAUGUUGGCCACAGACCGAGGCCAUUUCUCCAGAUGCAACCCCUACAUGGACUCCCCACAGUCAAUAGGUUAUCAAGCAACUAUCAGUGCUCCACACAUGCACGCCUAUGCCCUGGAGCUGCUGCACGAUCAGCUGUAUGAGGGGGCCAAAGCUCUGGACGUGGGCUCCGGGAGUGGAAUCCUAUCUGUGUGCUUUGCACGAAUGGUAGGUCCCAAAGGGAAGGUGAUAGGAAUUGAUCACAUCAAGGAACUUGUAGACGACUCUAUAAACAAUGUAAAGAAAGAUGACCCCAGCUUGAUAACGUCUGGUAGAAUUAAACUAAUAGUGGGAGACGGGAGAAUGGGCCAUCCAGAGGAGGCGCCUUACGAUGCCAUCCAUGUGGGCGCCGCAGCACCCAACGUGCCACAAGCACUCCUGGACCAGCUAAAGCCUGGUGGCAGGCUGAUUCUGCCUGUGGGGCCUGCCGGAGGGAACCAGAUGCUGGAGCAGUAUGACAAGCUGGAGGACGGCAGCACCAAGAUGAAGCCCCUGAUGGGGGUGAUUUACGUGCCUUUAACAGACAAAGAGAAGCAGUGGUCCAGGUGGAAGUGACUUCCUACUCCCUCUAUCCCCUCUCCUUCACACAGUGGGCAAAGGGAUGAACUUUGAGACGACUGACUGUCCGUAUUCCUCAUUUCAGUGAGAGCCAGGAGUCACCUUUUGGUUCCAACAACAGCAUUGGAUUUAUUUCAAACAUAACAAACCAUGGUGAUUUUUGUUUUCUUUAAUAACUCUACCUUGGUGUUAGAGUUUCAUGCUAAGGAAUAACCCCAAAGGUUGGGAAAAAGACUGUUAGAGAUUGAACCAAAAUAAAAUAGUAUUGGGGAUAGAAUCUUUUUUUUUCCUUCCAGGCCUGCAUUAUUUUCUGUUGUGAAUUUGACUUUUGAUUUGCUGCAGGAUUUGUUUUGUUUUUGUCAUGGUUACAUCUUGAGCAGUCAAACAUUUCCACAACAAUGCAUUUCAGCUCCAUCAAAGCUGAGUGAAUAGAUGCUGACAGACUGUUCUGAUAAGGAAAACCUGAGUUGAUGAGAUGAAUAUCGUCUUGCCACAGAUUGCAUCUGAAGAUCUGACUGUAAAUAAAUAUCCCGCUCUGUUAACAUUUAUCAGCUGCCCCCCCCCCACCCACACCUCCCGCUAUCAGUAUUUAAACCGGCGCACGCAGGCUGCAUAAAUGGCUACUCUAACCCACAUCCAGUUGUUACAUGCAGCACAUGACGACACUACAUGGCAUAGUAGAUAGGCCUAUUACACCUAGAUUUACUCAUGCAGUUGGAAACACAUGCAACUCAACACUUAGUGGAACGCCUAUAUAUCCACCUGUCCACGGUGGUGCUUCCCCAGUGAUGUAUCGUGUGCCGCCUCUGGUUUCUAUGACGACACUGCGUGUAGGCUUUACUGAUGACCGACUCUAAACAAAGUAGCCGGCGGUUUGCCAAAAUAAACCUCAGUGCAAAGCGAAUGAAUGUCUUUUGUUUUAAAAAAAAAAAAAAAACAUGGAAUUGAGAAGCACAUUUAUUUUGGAUGAUCCAUGGCUUUCACAAUUUCUGGAAUGGCAAAAAAGAAAAUAAAGCGAUGCUUAUGGUUUUGUC
Messenger RNA from Esox lucius (northern pike), 1806 nucleotides. RefSeq names its product protein-L-isoaspartate (D-aspartate) O-methyltransferase (gene pcmt1). The coding region runs from base 86 to 769 and encodes 227 amino acids. The record is from RefSeq and is a predicted model, not a curated record. Gene Ontology annotation, molecular function: protein-L-isoaspartate (D-aspartate) O-methyltransferase activity. Gene Ontology annotation, biological process: protein modification process. Gene Ontology annotation, cellular component: cytoplasm. Lineage: Eukaryota; Metazoa; Chordata; Actinopteri; Esociformes; Esocidae. The transcript is spliced from 8 exons.